This is a messenger RNA of Iphiclides podalirius (scarce swallowtail), 1854 nucleotides long. Lineage: Eukaryota; Metazoa; Arthropoda; Insecta; Lepidoptera; Papilionidae. The record is from the annotation of a GenBank genome assembly.
AUGGGUCUCCAGGUGCUCCUAGCGUCAACCGCGCUGAAAACUGUCAGCGUGACCGGCCUAUGGGUAAUACCGCUGCUGCUCGGUGCUCUGACCUACCACAACUACAACUCGUACGACCCCGAGGCGAAGGUGCUGGACAAGGAGCCGAGGAGAGAAUACGACUUCAUAGUGAUAGGAGGCGGCUCGGCCGGCGCAGUGGUGUCUAACCGGCUCACCGAAGUGAAAGACUGGAACCUCCUUUUGUUGGAGAGUGGGCCAGACGAGAACGAGAUCACCGACGUCCCUUCGUUAGCGGGCUACCUACAGCUAACGAAGCUCGACUGGCAGUACAAGACGGAGCCAACGCCGUACGCAUGCCUGGGAUUCAAGAAAAGAAGAUGUAGCUGGCCGCGGGGGAAGGUACUUGGUGGCUCCAGCGUUCUAAACUACAUGAUUUACGUGAGAGGCAAUCGAUACGAUUUCGACCAGUGGGAAUCAUUCGGCAACCCCGGAUGGGGGUAUCGUGAUGUACUCAAAUACUUCAUCAAGUCUGAAGACAACAGGAACCCUUACCUAGCGAAAAGCGAAUAUCACGGGAGGGGCGGCUACCUUACUGUUCAAGAAGCGCCUUGGAGGACGCCCUUGGUGGCAGCCUUCGUCGAAGCGGGGGUUGAAAUUGGUUACGAGAAUAGGGACAUAAAUGGAGCUGUACAGACCGGUUUCAUGAUAGCUCAAGGAACUAUCAGACGAGGCUCACGUUGUAGUACAGCUAAGGCUUUCUUGAGGCCAGUGCGAACGCGACGUAACCUGGACAUAUCUCUUAACUCUCAGGUCACCAAGAUUUUAAUCAACCCCGUCACCAUGAAGGCAUACGGAGUCGAAUUCGUUAAACACGGUAUGAAAAGAGUGGUCUUCGCAAGGAAAGAAGUCAUACUGUCCGCUGGUGCCAUCAACAGUCCCCAAUUACUGAUGCUAUCAGGAAUAGGUCCUAAAGACCAUUUGAGGGACGUUGGAAUCAAGGUCUUGAAGGAUUUACCGGUCGGUGAGAAUUUGCAGGAUCACGUGGGUGUCGGAGGACUGACGUUUUUGGUCGAUAAGCCUGUAGCCAUUGUCCAAAAUCGCUUCCAAGCCUUUCCAGUUACUAUGAACUACGUAGUUAAUGAGAGAGGCCCAAUGACCGUAUUGGGCGGAUUGGAAGGCAUUGCGUUCGUGAAUACAAAAUAUGCAAACAGUUCGGGACUGUGGCCCGACAUACAGUUUCACAUGGCACCGGCAUCUUUCUCGUCGGAUAACGGCCAAAUAGUGAGAAAGAUUCUAGGUCUGACGGACGAACUAUAUGACUCCGUUUAUAGACCCAUCGCAAACAAAGACGCUUGGACGAUAAUGCCACUAUUACUCAGGCCUAAUACUAGGGGAUAUGUGAAACUAAGAAGCUCUAAUCCUUUCGAUUACCCGGUCAUGAAUCCCCGAUAUCACGAGGACAGGUUAGACGUUAACCGCCUAGUGGAGGGGAUCAAGAUCGCAUUGAAAGUGGCGAACGCGUCACCGUUCAAGCAGUUCGGCUCGAGGCUGUACAUGAAGCCUUUGCCCAACUGCAAACAGUUCCAAUUCAUGUCCGACGAGUACAUCGAGUGCCAGGUGAGGACUAUAUCGAUGACGAUCUACCACCAGUGCGGCACGGCGAAAAUGGGACCCUCGUGGGACCAGAAGGCCGUCGUCGAUCAGCGGCUCCGUGUCUACGGCGUCCAGGGCCUCAGGGUCAUAGACGCGAGCGUUAUGCCCACCAUAGUGAGUGGUAACACGAACGCUGCAGUGAUAAUGAUCGGUGAAAAGGGCGCAGAUAUGAUCAAACAAGACUGGUUGAAUCGAAAGCGG